CACGGAGCAUAACGACGCCAGAGACUAGCUAUUCUGAGGUUGUUAGAAUAAGUUUUUAAGUACCUGAAGGAACUAGUUUUUUGCCGUGGGAGUUGGAUAGUGGAUCAUUCUUUUUGGUGCUUAUUUUCAACGAUACGAAGAUCGAUCACAGGUGAAUAACGAUGUCUAAUCGGGAUCACAGGGGCUCGAACUCAGACGUCUUCUACCCUGAAGAAGACAAAAAGCCGAYGACCCCCUCGAAGUCAAUGCAGGGCUUGGAACACAUACUGCACUCCAGGGCAGUGAGGCCUCCAAGUCAGGGAGGUGGGAGGUUACCAAGUGAAGGUCGAGGAGGACGCCCACCCAGUGUCGGUAAUUCUCGGCCACCUCGAGACGAUAGAGACUGGGAACCAAGAGACAGAGACCGAAGGAAUUCAAGAUCAAGAGAAAACAGGCCUUCAAGUCGAGACUAUGAUCGUGCGCCUAGAGACUCCGAUGAUCGCCCGAGGAAUGACAGAAGACCUCGCGAUAGCAGACCAUCAAGGGAUUAUGGGCCCACAAGACAGAGCAGGCCAUCUAGGGAUGGUAGACCGAGAGAUUAUGACCCAUACCCAUCGAGAAAUGAACGAAAUGCUUAUCCCAGACAUGAAAGGCCAAUAGAUGGCUCAAGACCACCGAGUUAUGAACCACCGCGAAGCGAUACUCCUUACAGGACAAGUAGAGAUAACGGCCCUCCACCUAACUAUCAAGGAAACAAAGAUUUAAGCUUGCGAGUUGAUAAAUCAACUGACGCUUUAACUCCAGAAAAUUCCAAAGGCCUAUACAAGCCAAAAGAAUGGAGCAAGCCAGAAAAAGACGAAUUGACUGUCGUAGAAGACGACGAAACGACUCCAAGGGAGACAUGGGGUCACAAAGCAGAAUUCAUUCUCGCUACCGUAGGUCUUGCCGUUGGUCUCGGUAAUGUUUGGCGCUUUCCAUAUUUGUGCCAAAAGAAUGGGGGCGGUGCCUUUCUCAUACCUUAUGUAAUCUUCAUGUUGAUCGAAGGUCUUCCCUUGUUCUUUCUUGAGCUCAGCAUUGGCCAGCGGAUGCGAAAGAGCGCUAUCAUGUGCUGGAGAGACAUUCACCCUUGCCUGUUUGGCAUCGGAGUUGGCUGCUUGAUGGUGUCUCUCAUGUUGUGCCUGUACUACGUGGUAGUGAUAGCCUGGUGUUGUUAUUACUUCUUUAUCUCAUUCACCUCCGAAUUACCGUGGAAAAAGGAAACCCUUUGUCACAACUGGCCGGCGUACAACAACAUCCUACAAGCGAUAAAAGCAUGUGAAUCUGGGUCCAACCCAAACUGCACCACAAACUCUACAUUAUAUUUGACUCUCAAGAGUAACGAAUCAACCUUUCCUGAUUGCUGUGUGAGGGAUCCACCCCAAUAUUACUUCUAUCACCACGCCCUUCAGAUUUCCUCCAGCAUCGAAGAUCCUGGCAUAGGCAUUAACAUCAAGCUCUUUGGCUGCUUGAUUUUUGCGUGGAUUAUUACCUAUCUGUGUGUCGUUAAAGGAAUCAAAUCCAGCGGCAAGGUUGUGUAUUUUACAGCUACAUUCCCCUACAUCAUUUUGAUCAUUCUGUUUUUCCGUGGUGUUACCUUGGAAGGAGCUGGUGAAGGCCUGAAGACGUUCUUUACCCCCAAGUGGGAUUUAUUACUAGACGCAAAUAUCUGGAAAGACGCAGCCACCCAGAUGUUUUUCACUCUCAGUCUCGGUUUUGGUGCCCUGAUCGCCUUCGCUAGCUACAUGCCGAUACAUAACCAAGUCAUGAGGGAUGCUUACACUGUCGUCUUUAUUAACUGUGGAACAAGUUUGUUCGCCGGGAUAGUCGUUUUUAGUAUCCUGGGGUACAGACAGAUCAAGACUGGGAUUCCUGCUGACAAGGUUGGUUCAGGUCCAGGAUUGGCUUUCAUGACCUUCUCUGAUGCGAUGCUUCUGAUGGACGUCUCUCCACUCUGGGCCAUCCUCUUCUUCUUCAUGUUGAUUCUCUUGGGUAUUGACAGUGAGUUUGGUACUUUGGAAGCCGCCAUCGGUCCGAUCAUAGAUCUAAAACUCUUCCCUAAGGUCAGAAAGGAGUUUUUAACCCUCAUCAUUGCUGUCAUCCUAUUCUUGUUUGGUAUUUCUAUGGUGUCAGGGCCUGGAUUUUACAUCUUUCAAAUCUUUGAUGAUUACUCAGUAACCAUUCCCUUGUUGGUCAUUGCGUUAUUCCAGUGCAUUGGUGUGGCCUGGGUUUAUGGAAAUAACAGGUUUGCUGAUGAUAUCGAAUUCAUGACUGGCAAAAGGCCAUGGGUGGGUUGGAUGAUAUGCUGGAAAUACAUUUCACCGAUUGCAUUGUUCGUGGUCCUGGUUGCUCUUGUGGCACAGCAAGCCCAGAAGCCACCAACAUACUCUAAAUUUGUUGGCUGUGAACAGAAACCAUUUGGUGACAACCCUGGCACAGAAACCUGGACAGUCAAAGCCGAGUACCCUGGAUGGGCAGUAUUCUUGGUAGUUCUCAUAGUGUUGGUCUCCACUGUUCCAGUCCUUAUCUGGCUCAUCAAGGACUGGCCAAAGAACUCAGCUCGCAGUUUCCACAGAACGUUCUGCAGUGGACUUAACAACUACGCUCCAGAUCCGAAGAAAGAUCCUAGCGAACAAACUCGUAAUCCUAAUAUCUAAUCUCUUGACCAGAAUACGCAAGUCUUCGUUUACUAUCAUUUAAAACUAUGGCUACUACGCCUUAACUAAAUGAAUAAUAAACUUAACAUUUUCAAAUUUAUCGCGCACCUAACAAUCAAAAUUCAACGAGAUGUGCACUAAAAAUGUUUGAACAACAGCACUAGGGGACUGGGAUACAUUUGCAAGCCCCUUUUUUUCAAGGAUGCUGGUCCGCAGCGCAUGGGAUCAGGUAAAGUCCUCGGCACAUAGUGCAACUGUUGUGCGCAAAGCAGAAUCGAGUUCUACUUCUGCAAAAAAAGAAAAAAAAAACUUUUUCAUCGUAUGAACAUGACCUGAAAUGUUAUUCGCAAUGACGUGACGAUGUUUCCACCCAACAAAAUUCAUUUGGGCACACGAAACAAAUUCAUUGCAGAUUUUGAACUGCUGUUACCAUUACUUAGGCUGCGUUUACACGGUGCCGGACGAAUUUUUAACUGGUCAAAAUGUUGUAGGUUUAGGGGUUGCGUUCACGCAAAAAAAAAAUUUCGUACGCCUAACCGUGCAAAUUUGGAUCCGGUCCCUUGUAAACAAAACGCAUUUUUAUACAGUUAAAGGGGCACUUGGAUGAAAACGCCCCAAUAUUUGAAAGUCCAAAUAACUGAAGUAUUUGAGGAUAAUAUGACUCAAUUACGAUUAUGUAAAUCAGAUUAGUGAAAAUUUUAGCCUAAAAGCAAAAAGAACAAUAGGGUUGAGUAAAUCACGUCAUUUACUCACAAUUUAGUUGCUAAAUAAAACUUAUAAUUUUCAUAACCCACUUUUGACUGUCAAGAAAAACGUUGCUUGGCUACUAUUGGGGCCAUAUACAUAGGUUUACCCAAGUUUAAAGUCAUUUCCAAUUUUCAUCGAUUUUCAUCCAAGUGCCCCUUUAAGAGACCGUUUCGUAUAAACGGUUUUCACCGGUUAAAAAUCUGUCUGGUACCGUUUGAGAGAAGACUUCCUCAGAGAGCAGAGUUAAAGCCGGAUUGCACGCAGUCUAACUGUAUAACAGCACUCCAUCUUGUGUAGAUAAAUAAUUGUAAGGUAUUUAAUAUGUAUUUAUUCAAUCACUGUACGCAUUGUAGUGACAUGGCAAGUGGUUUCUGUAACAAUCAUCACAUCAAUAUUUCGUAGAUUGGUAUGAAUUUUAAGAUUAUCGUAAUUAAUUAUUAUCGUUUUUGAAGAUACUGUUACUUGUAAAGAAUUGAUGAUUAAACCUAUUAAACCCUUUC
Molecule: messenger RNA, 3919 nt
Organism: Actinia tenebrosa (Australian red waratah sea anemone)
Lineage: Eukaryota; Metazoa; Cnidaria; Anthozoa; Actiniaria; Actiniidae
Product: sodium- and chloride-dependent GABA transporter 2
Biological process (GO): nitrogen compound transport; amino acid transport; sodium ion transmembrane transport
Cellular component (GO): plasma membrane
Source: RefSeq, a predicted model, not a curated record